Molecule: messenger RNA, 606 nt
Organism: Strongylus vulgaris
Lineage: Eukaryota; Metazoa; Nematoda; Chromadorea; Rhabditida; Strongylidae
Source: the annotation of a GenBank genome assembly
AUCAUAGGGACGUCUGGCUACAUGGAAUACCAUGGAUCUGAUGAGGAAGAGAUGGUUGUCGCCGACGAAGAUGAUGGAGAGUUAGUCACUUAUUUUGUUGAAGAUGCGGAAAAUCCGGGAAAUCUUCUGGAGGUGGUCCAUUCGGAGCGAGCAGUAGAAUGUGAAUCUCCGCCCGCGUCAUCAAAAGUAGCACCCUUACUCAUGGAGCCACAGCCAACAGGAAACCUUAGUUUCGACGAGACGAUGUGUGAUAUCAAGAGGAGGAUAAAUAUCCUGCAGGAACAAAAAAGGCAAACACGUAAUGCAGAGAGAUUAAGCAUGCUUGUUACACAAAUACGUGAUUUACAAGGACAACUUGUACGUAAUGUACCGCAGACAAAUGGAUUUAUACAAGCAACAGAACAAGAGUUUGAUGGAGAGGAAGACGAUGAAGAAGUUCGAUACGAGCGAAUAGAAGGUGAUGAUGCGGUCUGCCUCGAGAUUGAAGUGGAGAGCACUGAAGCGCCUAGUAAACCAGGAACAUCGGGACUAGCGGACCAUUACGAGGAAUUAGGUUUUGAGGCGGAACCUUACGAAGAGGUUGUCACUGCGGGUUAUCAGUUUUGA